GAAUGUUGACGUCCGACUGCGAUUCACCGCCCGCGGGAGACGCUGGACACGCCGCUGAUUGGCUGUGGCCGCUUUUACUGCCGGACAAAUCAAAGGCGGUCAACCGCUUUGGGCAAGAGCUGUGGGAGAGUUCCUACCUUGUGUGGGGCCACUUCUCUGUGCCACCCACCAGGGCUGGGCAAAAAAUCUCACCUUUGUCGCGUCCUGCCAUUGAUGUCAGCCGCUCCAAAGGCCGCUGCCUCCAAGGCGGCUUCCGAUGCCAAAAAGCCCGCCGCGACCAAGGCCGGCGCAAAGGCGACUUCCAAGACCGCCGCCGCCUCCAAGGUGACAACAGCCAAAGCCGCCAAGGCCGUCAAGAAGGAGCAGAAGCCGGCCAAGGCGGACGCGAAACCCACCAACAAGGACAAGAAGACUAACGCCAAGGUUGACGAAAAGGCCGAAGACGAGAAGCCCGAGACGAAUGGCGUCGCCCCUACCAAGCGAAAAGCUUCAGAGACCGAGAGCGAGAAUGAGCAGGACGUCGUCGUGGAGGAGCCCCAGCCCAAGAAGACCAAGACGGAAAAGGCGCCUCGCGCCGUCGCCGUUCCCAAGGCCAAGAAGUCCGCCUACCCCGAGAUUGGAAAGAAGAUCAACGACGCCCCCACCCAGAUUCUGGACAUUUACGUCUUCGGCGAGGGCACCUCGGGCGAGCUUGGCCUGGGCAGCAAGCGCGUCAAUGGCAAGAAGCCCAUCGAUGUGAAGCGCCCUCGACUCAACGAGAACCUCUCGGCCAAGACCGUCGGCGUUGUACAGAUUGCGUGCGGCGGAAUGCACGCUGUCGCCCUCACCCGCGACAACAAGAUCCUCACCUGGGGCGUCAACGACCAGGGCGCUCUGGGUCGCGACACGACCUGGGAGGGCGGACUCCGCGACGCCGACAAGGCUGACGACUCCGACUCGGAAGACGAGGACGACACCGGUAUCAACCCCAAGGAAAGCACGCCCAUUGCCCUCUCCGAGGACAACUUUGCGCCCGGCACCAAGUUCGUCCAGGUCGUUGCCAGUGACAGCGCCUCCUUCGCGCUUACGGAAGACGGACGUGUCUACGGCUGGGGCACCUUCCGCUCCAGCGACGGCAUCCUGGGCUUUACGGAGAACGUCAGGGUCCAGACGCGGCCUGCGCUCAUUGCCGGUCUGAAGAACAUCAAGGCCCUCGCCUCCGGCGCCAACCACAUCCUCGCGCUCGACCACAAGGGCAACGUCGUCGCCUGGGGAUGCGGCCAGCAGAACCAGCUCGGCCGCCGCAUCAUCGAGCGCAACAAGAUGUCGUCUCUCGUCCCCCAGGGCGUCGGCCUGCCCCGAGGCAAGAUUGCCAAGAUUGCCUGCGGCUCGUACCACAGCUUCGCCAUCGAUAAGGACGGCGCCGUCUGGGGCUGGGGCCUGAACAACUUUGGCGAGAUUGGAGUGGAGAGCAACGCCGGCGAGGACGACGCCGUCAUCCUCAAGCCCGUCAAGAUCACCUUCCUCGCCGACCACACCGUCACGAGCAUCGAGGGCGGCAUUCACCACUCUCUGGCCUGCACCGAGAAGGGAGACUUGUUCACUUGGGGCCGUGUCGAUGGCUACCAGGUUGGCUUUGAGCUCGAGGAAAUCGACAAGGUGGACGAGGACUAUGUCAUCCGCGACGAGCGAGGAGCUGCUCGAAUUCUUGUCAAGCCCACCAAGCACGAACGUCUCUCCGACAUUGUUGCCGUUGCCGCCGGUACCGACAACAGCUUUGCCAUCAGCAAGGACGGCAAGGCCUACUCGUGGGGCUUUUCGAGCAACUACCAGACGGGCCAGGGCACCAUCGACGACAUCCACGUCCCUACCCUCAUCGACAACACUGCCACGAGAGACAAGAAGAUCAUCGGUGCCGGCGCUGGUGGACAGUACUCCGUCCUCAUUGGCCUGGCCGAGGAUGUCCCCGCGACCAACGGCGAGGUGAAUGGCGCCCACUAACGAGGGGAAAAGUCCGCUUGACGGACGGAGGCUUUCUCUCACUGUCACUCCAUACAGCAUGGGUGACGUGGUGGAUUUCGAGUGACGAACUUAUAUAUAGAUGUUUUGCAUUGUAUAGCUGCAGUCAUGACCAUUGCGUUUUGUUAGGCGUUGGUGCUGCCACUUUUU
Molecule: messenger RNA, 2148 nt
Organism: Trichoderma citrinoviride
Lineage: Eukaryota; Fungi; Ascomycota; Sordariomycetes; Hypocreales; Hypocreaceae
Product: RCC1/BLIP-II protein
Exons: 4
Coding region: 214-1980 (588 amino acids)
Cellular component (GO): cytoplasm
Molecular function (GO): guanyl-nucleotide exchange factor activity
Source: RefSeq, a predicted model, not a curated record